Molecule: messenger RNA, 1531 nt
Organism: Gordionus sp. m RMFG-2023
Lineage: Eukaryota; Metazoa; Nematomorpha; Gordioida; Chordodea; Parachordodidae
Product: exodeoxyribonuclease-like
Exons: 12
Coding region: 159-1373 (404 amino acids)
Biological process (GO): base-excision repair
Cellular component (GO): nucleus
Molecular function (GO): phosphoric diester hydrolase activity; double-stranded DNA 3'-5' DNA exonuclease activity; endonuclease activity
Source: RefSeq, a predicted model, not a curated record
AAUACACCCCCCCCCCCACACCUCCACUCCCAAUCAUAUAUGGAUCUUAGGAAUAGAAGUAGGCACCAUUCCUUUUCAAAUAUGAGCAUCACUGCCUUAAGCAAACGUUCUAGUUCUACGCUUCUGCUUGUGAUGUUCAAAAGAUUGUUAAACCAAUAAUGGCUAAUGGAAUUGAAAAUGGAACUGAUUCUAUACCCAAAGAAGUUCACCCAGAAAAGGGAGUCCCUAUUUCUUCUAGAUUAAGAUCUGCUAAAAGUUCUACAAUUGCUGAAAAAGGCACUAUAAUGAAAAAAAUAGCUAAGCCUCAGAAGUUAAAGCCCAAAGAAAAAGAAGAGGAUUCUGAAUCAAAUAAUACAGAGAUUUUAGAAGAGGACAAUCAUAGUCCCAAACAAACUGAUGAAAAGAAAUUAACAAAAAAGAAACAAGCUACAUUGAAGAUAUCUGCUCAAUCCACAGUAAUAUCCUCAAAAAAUCUUGAAAAUAAGAUGGAUACCCUCAAUAAAAAGCCCAAAACAUUAUUGAACAAAAUAUUCACCAAUUUAAAUCAAAUCAAUUUUGAUUCCCAAUCUAAAUCAUCAAGGAAUAAGCUAUGGAAUUUUAAAAUAACUUGUUGGAAUGUGGAUGGACUAAGGGCUUGUAUUAAAAAAAAUGGAUUGGAAUUUCUGGAGAAAGAAUUACCCGACAUUUUAUGCUUGCAAGAAAUAAAAUCGGAAUCUCACAAAAUCCCGGACCUCAACUCGGAAGGAGAAUUGCUAAAGGAUUAUCAUAUCCACUGGAAUCCGGCUAAAAAAGCCGGUUAUUCGGGAACCGGUUUGAUCAGCAAAAUAAAACCGCGCGAUGUUAAAUAUGGAAUAGGUAAACAUGAACACGACAACGAAGGAAGGGUUAUAACAGCUGAAUAUGACCAAUUCUAUCUGGUCAAUGUGUAUAUCCCUAAUUCUGGCAAUAAGCUUGUCAGACUCGAAUACAGACUGGAAUGGGAUAGAUGCUUCCGAAAUUACUUAACCGAUCUUGAUGCCAAGAAACCGGUCAUAAUAUGCGGUGAUUUGAAUGUCGCGCACAACGAAAUAGAUCUCAGAAAUCCUAAAACUAAUACAAAAAGUGCGGGCUUUACCAAGGAAGAACGAGACAGUUUCGGCGAACUCUUGCGAUGCGGAUUCGUGGAUACGUUCCGACACUUUUAUCCGGAUAUGGAAGGGCAGUACACUUAUUGGAGUUACAUGUUUAGCGCGCGUAUCAAAAAUAUCGGAUGGAGAAUCGAUUAUUUUAUAGUAUCCGAAAGACUAUUGCCAAGGAUAUGUGACAGCAUCAUCAGGAAAGAAGUGUUUGGUAGCGAUCAUUGUCCCAUAACUCUACUCCUAGAAUUGGACUGAAAUAAUUAAGUCACAUGUUUUUUAAAAUUCUAUAUUUAGAUAUCGCUCUUUUAUCAUUUAUAACUUGUCAUGUAUAUAAAUUACACUUUUAAAUAUUUUUUGACAAAAUUAUAACAAAAAUAUUAUCAGUUUUUACUUUAUUUUCCUAAAGGAUUUUA